AAAAUAUUCAAGAAUUCAAAAAACUAAAAGAAGAAGUCGCAAAAUUAACCGAAAAAUUAUCUGAAAGUAACGACAUUGAUAGUCUACAAAAUAAAAUUAGUUUAUUAGAAAGUAAAAUUAAUGAAACAAAAAAUAAUGAAGGAGUUUUUGCCUCCCAAAUUGAAAACCUCUCAAAUCAAUUAGAAAUAAUAAAUCAAAUAAGUCAAGCAUUAGAAGCUACAAAAACAAAAAUUCAAGAAUUAGAACAAAAUUUAAGCCAACAAACUUCGCAACAAUCAACUUCACCGGAACAAAUAGAAAGCUUGGAGAACCAAAUUCAGCAAGAAAGAGCCAAAAGAGAAGAAUUGGAAAGAAGGAUUAGUAAUUUAACGAAUCAAGAAAGUGGCGAAGAAUCAAUUACCUCAGACAAAAUUCAAGAAUUAGAAAAUAAAAUAAGCGUUCUUAAUGAACUAAUUGCUAAUAACCGAGCAAGUUUAAACAAUAAUUUAACUUUUGAAUCUAGUAACUUACAAAAUAAAAUUUUAGAAUUAACUGAAAAAUUGGCUCGCGAAGAAGAAAAGGCAAGAAGUUUACAAGAAAGAGUUAAUGAACUACGCGAAGAAGUUCAUGAUUUAAAAGAUAGAACUGUCAAUUAUGAACAUCUACAAAGCGAAAUCAGAGAACGCGAGCAACAAAUUAAUCUUUUAGAUGUUAAGUUACACGAAAAAGGUGCUAACGAACAAGAAUUACAAACACAAAUCAAUAAUUUAAGCAAACAAUUAGAACUUGCUAAGCAAAAGACCCAAGAAAAAGAUGAAGAAAUAAAUAAACAAAUAGAAAAUAUUAUUGAAGAUGAAGAAAAAAACCAAGAAUUUAUCAAUAGCUUAAAAAACGAAAAAAGCAAAAAUUAUUUACGCAAUAGACAUUUUUUCUUAAAAUGGCUGAAAGAAUUCACUGAAGCCGGCGUGGAAUUUUCCCUCGAAUGUUUUAAUUUACUUUAUCCUAAUAGCGAUAUUUUUGUUGCCGAAGAAUUUGCACAGGAAAUUAAGAAAGAUUUAUUAAUUAGUUAUAUUUGUGAACAAAAUAAAAUUAAAUUAAUACCUUAUUUAUUGUCUAAUGAGCGAAUAAAUAAGAAAUACCGGCAAUUAGUAGAACAAACAGAACCAAAUACUACUAAAUUUUUUAUGAGCAAUAUUGGAGUAGGCAACGACCAAUUAUUUUAUGAUACCGACCCUAUUUUUACUUCCGAAUUAUGA
Funneliformis geosporum is the source of this 1235-nucleotide messenger RNA. The record is from the annotation of a GenBank genome assembly. Lineage: Eukaryota; Fungi; Glomeromycota; Glomeromycetes; Glomerales; Glomeraceae.